Molecule: messenger RNA, 911 nt
Organism: Menidia menidia (Atlantic silverside)
Lineage: Eukaryota; Metazoa; Chordata; Actinopteri; Atheriniformes; Atherinopsidae
Source: the annotation of a GenBank genome assembly
GGGAUGGCAGGAGGGAGAGGAUGAUGGGGGAAACUACCCGCUUUUACACUUAAUUUGCUAUUUACAAGGGCGUCGCAGAUGUGUACAGUCCGGUCUCUCUGCCUCUGGGCGUUAUAAAUAGUAAAGGUUAAUUAGUUAGCAGAGAAAUUGGAUCAGGGGCGGGCUGUUAGAAUUUGAUCCACAGACAGGUAACUCAAGCAAUCCCUAUUGUCACAGCAAUCAGACCUAUAUAAAUCCACCUUGACGGACAGCAGUCACCACAUAGCCUUACCUCUCUGCAGGAUCAACCGACCUGGGCUGGAACCACUUCCCACGGAAUAAAAUGUCGCUCUCAUCUAUCCUUUCUGCUGAUGCCAUCGACAGUGCAAUCAAGGACUGCCAAGCUCCAGACUCCUUCAGUCCCAAAAAGUUUUUCCAGCUGUGUGGCCUCACCAAAAAGAGCCCUCAGGAUGUGAAGAAGGUUUUUGGGAUCCUGGACGACGAUGCCAGUGGGUUUAUUGAGGAGGAAGAGCUCAAGUUUUUCCUCCAGAGGUUCUGUGCUGGGGCUCGUGUCCUGACAGACAAAGAGACCAAGGCCUUCUUGAGUGCUGCAGAUGAUGAUAGUGAUGGGCGGAUUGGAGCAGAUGAGUUCCAGGCCAUGGUUUUGUCCUGAACAGCUGGACAUAACUCCAAACACAUCUGGUUCCCCCCUGCUGCAUUUGUCCCACUGCAUUAAGGGCUAUAAUGUUAGUCAGCCACUAUUCACUUAGUCAGUCAAAAGUCGGUCCCUCGUUCCGGCCCACAGGCAUCAACAUGCUUGUCAUGUUUUUAGUAAUCUGUUUUUCUGUUAUAGAAUGACCAUGCAUCUGUGUUGCCCAAAUAAAUGUAUGCUUAACUAAAUCAAUGAGAAAAUAAAGGAAUUACAAACCCAA